Messenger RNA from Cervus elaphus (red deer), 6556 nucleotides. It is a transcript of the gene FBXO32, whose product is annotated as F-box protein 32. The record is from RefSeq and is a predicted model, not a curated record. The transcript has 9 exons. The coding region runs from base 267 to 1334 and encodes 355 amino acids. Gene Ontology annotation, molecular function: protein binding. Gene Ontology annotation, cellular component: nucleus; SCF ubiquitin ligase complex; cytoplasm. Gene Ontology annotation, biological process: protein ubiquitination. NCBI's taxonomy places the organism in Eukaryota, Metazoa, Chordata, Mammalia, Artiodactyla, Cervidae.
AGAGCCGCGGCCGGCAGCCCAGGAUAAAUACGGCGUCCCGGACUGCAGCGCUGCACUGCAGCGAGCCUCGCGCGCCCCGCGACCCUCCAUAGGGCGUUCCGCGAGCGCGGGCACCUCGCUCCGCAACCCCCGAUCCCGCAGCGGCUCCCUCACCGGCCCCCAAGCACCCCAAGCAGCCGCCCAGGGCGGGCGCGCCCCCGAGGCCGCCGGGCAGGUCCCCGUCCCUCAGUCCGUCGCCUGCAUCCGUCGCAUCCCUCGGCAGUGCCAUGCCAUUCCUCGGGCAGGACUGGCGGUCCCCCGGGCAGAGCUGGGUGAAGACGGCGGAUGGCUGGAAACGCUUCCUGGACGAGAAGAGCGGCAGCUUCGUGAGCGACCUCGGCAGUUAUUGCAGCAAGGAAGUAUACAAUAAGGAGAACCUUUUCAACAGCCUGAACUAUGACGUUGCAGCCAAGAAGAGAAAGAAGGACAUGCUGAAUAGCAAAACCAAAACUCAGUAUUUCCACCAAGAAAAAUGGAUCUAUGUUCACAAAGGAAGUACUAAAGAGCGCCAUGGAUACUGCACUCUGGGGGAAGCUUUCAACAGGCUGGACUUCUCAACUGCCAUUCUGGAUUCCAGAAGAUUUAACUACGUUGUACGGCUGUUGGAACUGAUAGCGAAGUCACAGCUCACAUCCCUGAGUGGCAUUGCCCAGAAGAACUUCAUGAACAUUUUGGAAAAAGUGGUACUGAAAGUCCUUGAAGACCAGCAAAACAUUAGACUAAUAAGGGAACUCCUGCAGACACUCUACACAUCCUUAUGUACACUGGUCCAGAGAGUCGGCAAGUCUGUGCUGGUGGGGAACAUCAACAUGUGGGUGUAUCGGAUGGAGACGAUCCUGCACUGGCAGCAGCAGCUGAAUAACAUCCAAAUCACCAGGCCUGCCUUCAAAGGCCUCACCUUCACAGACCUGCCUUUGUGCUUACAACUGAAUAUCAUGCAGAGGCUGAGCGACGGGCGAGACCUGGUCAGCCUGGGCCAGGUGGCCCCCGGCCUGCACGUGCUCAGUGAGGACCGGCUCUUGUGGAAGAAGCUCUGCCAGUACCACUUCUCCGAGAGGCAGAUCCGCAAGCGAUUAAUCUUGUCCGACAAAGGACAGCUGGAUUGGAAGAAGAUGUAUUUUAAACUCGUGCGAUGCUACCCACGGAAAGAGCAGUAUGGAGACACCCUUCAGCUCUGCAGACACUGCCACAUUCUUUCCUGGAAGGGCACCGAUCACCCGUGCACAGCCAAUAACCCAGCGAGCUGUUCUGUUUCACUUUCACCCCAGGACUUUAUCAACUUGUUCAAGUUCUGAAUCCCAGCACAUGACAGCACUUCAGAAGGGUUCCCCUGAUGAUUGGAUGGUUGGGAAUCCAGAGUUUGGACACUUGAUUUGUAAAUAGUGUACAUGUUAAACAUUGGCUCAAAACUUCUGAGAUAAGGGACACUGAAGGGGAGAGAACAGCUGCUGGCUGGAAGUUUAAGCAUAUGGACUUCUCAUUAGAAUUGGUAUGGAAAACAGAAAUCCUGUAAAUAAACUUUUUUUCCUAACGAUUUGCCAGCAAGACUGUAAGGCAGGAAUUCUAUUUCAUCGGUGAAAAUGGAAUUCUCUUGAAGUUCACUGCAACUCCUUGAUAGUUCCCUAGAGCUGUGGGAGAGAGGGCAAAAUUCAAAUACAAAAUAGAACGCUCUUCGUUUACAAUGUGAAAAUGUGUUGGGAAAAAAAAUUAAGAAGAAAAACUACAUGUGAGAAACCCCUGGGCUUUGGGUUUUGAUUUGGGGUUUGUUUGGCAAAGGCAAUGGAAGCACCACUCAUCUUAAACCCACAUGGGUAUAGAUAGGGCCUUAUCUUCCGAAGACACCGCACAAUAGUCUACCUCGGAAAGCUGCAACGCUCGCUCUGACAAACCGCAUGGUCCAGUAGACGGUCUCUGUCUGUUUUGUGUCUUCAUCAAAAGUGAUUUGAAACAGGAAGAGAGAUUGGAGGCAUCCUUCCUCAUGCUUCAGGCUUCCCUUUUAGACGAAUGGGACACUCUUUGGGGUUUCUUCUGUUUGAGAAGAAACCCCAAAGCACCUAUGCCUUUUUCCCUUUCACGUUGUAGCUUAUGUCAUGCAACAUAAGGCCAAUUAAAAGCAGUCCCAGAGGAAAUCCUGCUGCAGGAAAAAUGGAAUGAGUCACCCAAUAGCCAUGAAGAUUUUCUUAUUCCUGUUUAACUUCUUGGCUUGUCUGGGCUUCCUAGGGUAUCUUGAUGGAUAAGCCUGUCUCUGGGGACUGUUUGGAGCCAGAGGCCUGAUAAAGACUUGUAGAACAGGUUUUACAUAUCAGCUGCUGUUCUUCUUGAUGGUUGAUGAGUUUUCUUUAUAUCCAGCCGAAAUUUAGUCAACCUGAGCUAGGGCUUCUUAUGAGGUUGAUAAAGCCUGGUGUUCUCGCCAGACAGGGAGUGGAUGGAGGUACUUUGAGUUCAACCCCAGGGGAACUUGCUAGACAAAUACCAACAGGUAGUUAUAUGUGGAAGAAGGAAAUCUCAGGACUUAAGGAGUCAAUAUUCCUAGAAGGGAGUGGGGAAUGUUUUUGUUUUUUACCUUUUAUAGAACUUUGCUUUUCUACAACAGUGUAUAUAUUUUUGCAAUUGUAUUUGCUUUCCUUUUUUGUGUACGUAAAGUGGGCACCCUCCAUGAUCUUGGCCAAUGAGUGAAGCAGAAAUAGGAACUUGGUCCACAUUUAUGUUGAGCAACAGUGUAUUCUUAGGGAUUGAAUUGGGGGUGACCUGAAAUGGGGAGAGAUGGUUAAGAAUGCACAGAAACAAGCCAAGGGACCAGCUAGUGAUGAGGGACCCCUUCGUGCCCUUUCUCAAAGCACAACCCAAGUACCAGUAUCUGGAAAAGAACUUGACCACUAGUUGAUGUUCCUCACUGUGCAAGGCCUAUGCCUAUGGAUUUCUCAAUAUCUUUUUUUUCAUCAUCACCCCCCUAAGAAGAAAAAGGUAAAUUGUAUUUCAAUUUUGAGGGAAAGUAAAUAUUAAAGAAUAAGAUAUUGGUUAAGGUUGAGCUCUGGAGGGUCACAAACCACUGUGACACCUAACAGGAUCCUGCCCACCCCAGUCAAGGUCACAUUGAGAAUGCAGGUCCAGACUAUGGAAUCAAAGGCUCAUUCUGCCCUAAUUCAGGCAGGUUCUCUCCAAGGUCUCAGCCUCCUUAAAGAUGUGAGUGGAGCUGAGAUCGUUGUUGUGGUGAGGGCUCUGGAACCUUUGACUCUGGCAACUUGGGGCGUUCAUAGCCUUUCACAUCUUGCCCCAAAUUCAUGUUCUCAGCACCUUCAUGCUGAUGGUGUAAACAGACACUCCUCAGCACCUUCAGGUUCACAUUUCCAGAAAUGUCGCCUGCUUUGACUGUCAGCACGAAACUGGGGAACCAGUAUCACUUGGACUGUCCGAGUGCUCAAGACCACACCGCAGGCCCCAGGCAGCAAGAACAGCUAUGCAAAAUGACCCUACCACAAGGAACAGGCUUACAGUUUUCUGAAAUGUUUACCUAGAUCGUGACUCCAAACGCUCCCCAUCUCCUUUGACAUCACUGGAGGUGGUGUGGACAGAGUCAAGGAAAAUUUUUUAAGGAAAAAAAAAAGAAACCAAUACUUGUGAUUCCCUUUCUUUGGAAGAGGAAAAUAAGGAAAGAAAUGGCAGGUGGCGAGGGAGAGGGGAAGGAAUAGCGGUGGUGUGUCUUUGCUGCUGUGGUUUGGGCAUGAGCGGGGGGGUGGCGGGGACAAAGAGCAUAGCUGUGUGAGCAUCUCUACUGGUGGCACGGGGCACCUCUGCAGUGUGGCCAGAGCCUCUCGUAUAAGUAAAACCAGAAAGUUUAAAAGAAGAUGCUUGUUCCCUGGGCACUGAUUGUCUAUAGAAUUUCUAUUGGCAAACCCUCCCAGGACAACCUGACCUAAAAACCAAAAAACAAAGAAUCUCUGUCUCAGAACUUCUGGCCUAAAAAGCCAGAAGGGACAUGCCAGUGGAAAGUGCUGGAGAAGACAGAAUGCUGCACUGUCUCUGCUGUGCCUACCUAUCCCCACCGCAACUCUGGAAAGGAGGAUUCAAGAUUGAUGUCGAAUAUGAGAGUACCAGAGAAGGAAAGAGUUUUUGUCCAGGACAGUAGAAGCUGAUCCACGCGAGUGUAAUGAUUUGUUUCAAUGUGAACAUUUCUGAACAACAAUCCUAGAGUUUCUUGAGAAGAAGGCACAGCGUUUGAGGAAAGGAGAAUAUGUGAAGCUCACGUAGGACUCAAUUUAUAGCAAGAUCCAGACAUUUUAAAGUAGAUCACAUUAUGACUCAACACUGUUACUUUUAGCAGAUGGACCAGUCACCUGGGAGGGUGGUGGCAGAAACUACAAUGUGAAAACAUCUCCAGUUUUGAGAUCAAAAGGGUCAGUUGUGAGAUGACCUCUGUUUAGCCAUGAUCCAUUUUAUAUUGAAGUAGAUCAGAGGAGAUAUUUUAGAUGGGCUGGAUUUACACUGCAAAACUGUCAAGGCAACAAAGGGCUUUACUUGGCAACAAUGAAGGAAGGUAACAAGUGUGAUUACCUUAUUGCCACAGUUCUCUCUUCAAAAACUGUUUGGGAGCUUGCAAUUAACACAGGCUCCUCGUUUCCAUUGUUUUUAUGUGGGAGAAGAGAAGGGGCUUGGAAUCUGAUUUGUCUAAACAAGUGGUGUGAUUUGCAAGAAGUUCAGUCAUUUCAACAGUAUAUCAUGCUUAGUGUUCAAUACAAUGUUUAUCAUAAAAUAUGCACCUGAGUUUAUAUAUUUCUGCCAGGCUGUAGGGCAAUUACAUCUUGCUAUGCAAACACUAUUUUAUGUGUGAAUUUUUUUAACUGUAAUUUUAUGUGUGAAUUUUUUAAACUAAACUCUAUCAUCAUUUUCCAUGUUGACAUCUGUUGUUUUUUGUGUUUUUUCGUUUUAAUCUGUUUCCAACUCUCAGAGUCUGUGAACCAUCCCUCUGACUGGAUGCUGGCCUAAAAUCCUAUUAGUGUUUAAACAGACCUCAGAAACACCCUGAACCUCUAGGCAAAUGCAGAGAUGGGGCUCUUUGAUAUAGCUUGGGCCCUUGAUGUCUUCAACAAACAAGAUCGUAAUUCCUUUCAACUCCACGGUUUCUGUAGACGCUUUCUCCUCUGUUUUGUUAAGGAGAGUCAAGUCUCGUGGUUUUCCAGAGGAAGGAAACUCCUCUGCUAGACUUUAGUGCUGGGAGGAAGGUUAGCGAUGAUGGAGUCUGGCAUUCCUUCUGCCUUUCCAGAUGAAGUAGUGGGUCCAGAAUAUUUGGGAGACAUGCCUCAACCCAGCUGGUACUCAGCAGUGGUCCUGAGUAUAAACCUGGGACUCUGUGAGCCUUGACUUCGUGCCCCCUACCGCAGCACCUUUUGUUGUGGCUGGACGCACGUGACACCAGAGCUGAUUCCUCUCAAGACUUCCACAUUGGUGGUCCAGUGUUAGGUGUCUGGCUGUUAACUUUUUAAAAACAUUUGAAGUCCCUGAUUCUUCCUGGAGAAGUUAAGGAGCCUCUUAAUGUUUUUACAGAACCCUGACUCUGCUGUGGGUACGGCAUACUAGUGAGUACAACCUGCUUGCCGUAAAGUUAGCAGCCUGUGUUGACAAAUUCAUUUUUCCCUAGGUACUCAGAUUUUAAUUGUAGAGGUGCCCCCUGAAACAGAUGACCACUGAGCACCUGGAUUGCUUUCUAGAAACUAAGAUUCUGAUGGUAACCAAGCAGGUUUCCUCUCGCCUUAGACUAAGAGGUACAUUUACCCCCUCCCUUCCAUCUCCCGGUCCUCUGGUACCUGCUGUGAGACCCAGUGAGCUUCUACCAGUGGAAGGUCACUCUCUGCUAAACCUCACAAGCAAAGGGGGCAUGAGGCGGCAAGGAGCAAGGAACCAGGAUAUUCAUGACUUUGUCUGCUAGACAUUUUUCAAAGUAUCCUUGAACUCAGCAAACAAAGUUUUCUGAGAGAGCUCUCAAAAUUCAGGCCCUGCUCCAUUUGGCCAAAAAUGGAUGGCUGCUUCAAAACUCUGAACGGCUUGAAACUCCAUCUGCUGCAACAUUACUUCUGGAGUUUGAACAUGACUUUUUCUGUCUUUGAGUAUAGAAAUGUUUAAUUUAAUUAAUGAUAUACAAGGCUGUUAAACAGAAGGCGCCAAGCUGUGCUCUGCACUUGAGCACAUUUGGCGCCAUCUUUAUUCUGCCGAUACUGCCAAUCAUCCUGGCUAGAGGAGGUGUAUGUGAAAGUCCAUAUCCUAAGCUUAGAAGCUUUCAAGUACUUUUUUAAUGAAAAAUGCUAUAGGGGAUUGAACAUUUUAACUAAAAGUAUAAGGUUAGACCAAUUACAUGCAGAGAUGUUUAUUUAAUAUUGUGUGAACUGAGUCCUUCUGUAUAAAUUAUUUGCACUCUCUUCUUGCAUGACGAACUGAUUUUUUUAUAGUUGUUUGUACCAGACGGUGGCAUAUUUUUGUAAAAUUUUUUUGACACUGAAUUGCAAUAAAUGUUUUUCCAACAACA